GGGCUCGGAGCAAAAAUAUAAGCAGCCCCGGGACGCUGUCCCGGUACCAGUUGCGGAGUCUCCCUCCGGAAGAGCCGCGGCUGCGGAGGAGGAGGAGGAGGAGAACGCAGAGGCGCGGGAUCCCCGCACACGCCGAUCGCGCGGCGCCCCUAGGUCACUCCCAGCCCGAGAGCCCGGAGCCGAGAUGGAAACGAUCCAGGAGCUGAUUCCUCUGGCCAAGGAGCUGAUGGCCCAGAAGCCCGGCCGGAAGCUGGUGAGGCUGUACGUGCUGGGCGGCGUGCUGGCCCUCGUCGGCGCGGUGCUCGGCCUGAUGGAGACCCUGUGCAGCCCCUUCACCGCCGCCGACCGCCUGCGGGACCGGGAGGCGGCCGUGGCCGAGCUGCGGGCCGCCCAGGAGCGGAAGGCCCUGCGGGAGCGGGCCCCGCUGGAGAAAGACAAGCCGCCGGAGGCCGUCCAAGGCUGCCGGGCCCUCUCCAACCGGCUGCACGCCUCCUAAGAACCCUGGGGGGGUGCGGCGGAGGGAAGGGGAGAGAGACAAGGGAGAAGAGGGAGCCAGGGCGCGAGGGUCGGGCUCCCGUGGGAGCCUUGUGCUAUUGGGACUUGCUCCUGAGAAGCCACUGACUUCUAAGACUGAACUACCACACGGAUCCACCAAAAGGAGUUUAGGACUGAAUUUUGCUGCUGUGCAGCACUGAAGAGGGAUGACAUGUCCAAAACUAGGUACCUGUCAGCUAUCUGAGUGCAUCUACCAUUUUACACUGCGUUGAAAGGAGAAGACAUCCUUUUUAUGUUUUUAUUGUUAUUAUUAUUGUUAUUAUUAUUAUUAUUAUUAUUACAGUGACUACCAUUUUGCAUUUUGAAAUAAAAAAACGUUUUGUACUCUG
This is a messenger RNA of Camelus dromedarius (Arabian camel), 884 nucleotides long. It is a transcript of the gene G0S2, whose product is annotated as G0/G1 switch 2. The record is from RefSeq and is a predicted model, not a curated record. The transcript has 2 exons. NCBI's taxonomy places the organism in Eukaryota, Metazoa, Chordata, Mammalia, Artiodactyla, Camelidae. Bases 185 to 496 code for a protein of 103 amino acids. Gene Ontology annotation, biological process: positive regulation of extrinsic apoptotic signaling pathway. Gene Ontology annotation, cellular component: mitochondrion.